Trematomus bernacchii (emerald rockcod) is the source of this 1728-nucleotide messenger RNA. RefSeq names its product solute carrier family 1 member 8b (gene slc1a8b). NCBI's taxonomy places the organism in Eukaryota, Metazoa, Chordata, Actinopteri, Perciformes, Nototheniidae. Gene Ontology annotation, biological process: L-glutamate transmembrane transport. The transcript has 11 exons. Gene Ontology annotation, cellular component: plasma membrane. The record is from RefSeq and is a predicted model, not a curated record. Gene Ontology annotation, molecular function: glutamate:sodium symporter activity; neutral L-amino acid transmembrane transporter activity; L-glutamate transmembrane transporter activity. The coding region runs from base 1 to 1686 and encodes 561 amino acids.
AUGAUGGAAUGGUUGAAAAAGUUUCUGAAAGCAAUGAUUUCAGCUAAAGUCAGGGCGUAUGUGAGGGACUACUGCAGGAGGAAUGGCCUUCUGACCCUCUCUGUGUUCGCCGUAGUGACGGGCUGCGUGCUUGGAUUUGUCCUCAGGACGUUUAACCUGUCCACACAGGCUAAGAUCUACUUUUCCUUCCCCGGAGAACUCCUGAUGAGGAUGUUAAAGAUGUUGAUUCUGCCGCUCAUCACCUCCAGUCUUAUGUCCGGCCUGUCAGCCAUGGACACCAAGGCCAGCGGUCGGCUGGGUUUCCUGACCAUCACCUACUACCUGUGGACGACCUUCAUCGCCGUCAUCGUCGGCAUCGUGCUGGUCCUCGUCAUUCACCCAGGCACGGGCACAGAGAAAGAUGGCCACCAUUCACAUUCAGGGCCUGUUAUGACCUCUGCUGAUGCUCUGCUGGACCUCAUCAGAAACAUGAUCCCGUCGAAUCUCAUUGAAGCCACUUUUCAGCAGUACCGAACGGACCUGGUACCUAUUGUACAUAACUCGGAUGUCAAAGAAUCUCAGGCCAACUUUGUGUAUGUCAUGCCCGACUACCACAACCCUCAACUCGGACACCCGGUCUUUCUGGAGAUCACGCCUGCGCCAGACCUCCAGUACAAAAUCGUCCCGAGUACAAGCAAGGGCAUGAACGUGCUGGGGAUCGUCAUCUUCUCCGCCACCAUGGGUCUUCUGCUCGGGAAGAUGGGAGAACGUGGAGCUCCGUUGGUCAACGUGUGCCAGUGCGUCAACGAGUGCGUCAUGAAGAUUAUCAACGCUGCGAUGUGGUACUUCCCCUUCGGCAUCGUGUUCCUCGUGGCGGGGAAGAUCCUGGACAUGCAGGACCCGGCCCACCUGGGGGAGAAGCUGGGCAUGUACUUCAUCACGGUGCUCUCCGGUUUGUUCGUGCACGGCCUCAUCCUGCUGCCUCUCUUCUACUUCUUCUUCACCCGAAAAAACCCCUUCGCCUACAUCAGAGGGCUGCUGCAGGCUCUCGUCAUUGCACUGGCCACGUCAUCCAGCUCUGCCACAUUGCCCAUCACCAUGAAGUGUCUCCUGGAGAACUGUGGCGUGGACCGGCAGAUCGCUCGCUUCGUGCUGCCGGUGGGAGCCACCAUCAACAUGGACGGGACGGCGCUGUACGAGGCAGUGGCGGCCAUCUUUAUCGCUCAGGUCAAUGAGUAUGACUUGGACUUUGGCCAGCUGGUCACUAUUAGUAUCACGGCAACAGCAGCCAGUAUCGGGGCGGCUGGGAUACCUCAAGCCGGUCUGGUUACCAUGGUGAUUGUCUUGACCUCUGUGGGGUUGCCGCCUGCCGACAUCUCGCUGAUCGUGGCCAUUGAUUGGGUCCUUGAUCGGUUCAGGACGAUGAUCAACGUUCUCGGCGAUGCCUUAGCGGCGGGGAUUAUGUGUCAUUUAUGUAAGAAGGACUUUGAGAGAGCAGCUACUACUGUUGCUGUCCCUGAUCCCACUCCUAAUCCCAGCAAUGGAGGCAGCUCCAUCCGGAGAGACACGAUAAUCUCCUUUGGUAAUCAGAGCAUGGCGAUGUCUGACGCUCCUCUGCUCACACACCGCUGCGACUACGUGUACGAUGUGGAGGGCGAGACGGUGCUGGAGAGACCGGUGGCCUGCUACAACCUCUGCCACGUCUGACACACGUUCACAUCACGGACAGUCAGGGAUACUGCCUUCUGA